CUCAGUGAUUACGUACAGAGCGAGUCCCUGCGGGGUAGGGGCCCCCUCUGGAGCCAUCCUGAUGGCUUUGGGGGCCUUGCUUCCAUUUUCCAUUAUUAUGUGGACUACCGGAGCGACAGCGCAGUCCAAGACCUUGCAGUGGAAGACAAUGUGACAGAGGACCAGCAUAGUCCUGGGCAGACUGCCAUUCCAAGCGAUCCAGAGUGCGCCCUCGAGAGGGUGGCGGAGGAUGGUGAGGCCGGGCAUCUGAGGAAGAGGCUGCUCUCUCCAGAGGAAGGAGAAGAGGGAGAGGAGGAGGACGAGGAGCCUGCGCUGCACAGCUGCGACAGCUGCCGGCAGGUGUUCGAGUCGCUGAGCGAUCUCACCGAACACAAGAUUAAUCAAUGCCAGCUGACAGACGGUGCUGAUCUUGAAGAUGACCCUUCAUGUUCUUGGCCAGCAUCAUCUCCCUCCAGUAAAGAUCAGACUUCACCAGGACACUGUGAAGACUAUGAAUUUGGAGAGGAAGAAGGGGGCCCUGGCCUGCCAUAUCCAUGCCAGUUUUGUGACAAGUCCUUCAGUCGUUUAAGCUUCCUUAAGCGUCACGAACAGAGCCACGGAGAUAAACUCCCUUUCAGCUGUACCUUUUGUAGUCGCUUGUUUAAACACAAGCGUAGCCGAGAUCGACACGUGAAGCUACAUACCGGCGAUAAGAAGUAUCACUGUGGUGAGUGUGAGUCUGCCUUCUCUCGCAGUGAUCACCUCAAAAUCCACAUGAAAACUCACGCCUCCAAUAAACCCCAUAAGUGCCCUGUGUGCCGUCGAGGCUUCCUUUCCUCCAGCUCUCUACAUGGCCACAUGCAAGUACAUGAGAGGGGGAAAGAUGGCAGCAGCUCAAGCUUUUCUAGAGCUGAGGAAUGGAAGCUGAAAGAAACCCGGAAAUGCAGUCGGUGUGAGGAAGGCUUUGACGUUCCGGAGGAGCUCCAGCGGCACAUCGCAGAGUGUCACCCUGAGUGCUCUCCUUCAGAAGAUGGAGGCCUGGGUGCCACCCUACAGUGCAUUUACUGCCAUGAACCCUUCAGUGAUGAGGGCACCCUGCUGACCCACAUUGACCAAGCACACAGCAGAGAUAGGAAAGGACACACCUGUGCUAUCUGCUCUGAGCACUUUUUGUCUGUUGAGGACCUCUAUGCGCAUAUGGAUAUUCACCAACUCCCUGAAUCCAGUAACCAUAGUAACAGUCCUUCAUUGCUUACUGUGGGCUACACCUCAGUCUCUAGCACUACUCCUGACUCCAAUCUCUCAGUCGACAGCUCUACAAUGGUGGAAACAGCACCCCCUGUUGCCAAGACAAGAGGAAGAAGAAAGAGAGCUGCUCAGAAUAUAUCUGACAUGGGUGGGCGGUCCUCAAAACAGCCUAAAGUAUCCUACAGUUGCAUCUACUGCAACAAGCAAGUAUUCUCCAGCUUGGCUGUACUUCAAAUUCACCUACGAACAAUGCAUCUGGACAAGCCAGAACAAGCUCAUACUUGCCAGUUUUGCUUAGAGGUUCUGCCCUCUUUACUAAAUCUAAAUGAACAUCUUAAACAGGUCCACAGUGCAGAAGACCAUGCUGCCUUGUUAGCCAGCUUGCCUGAUGCCCUUCUUCAGUGUAACUUUUGUCCUGAGGUGUUAAGUGAUCUGAACGCCCUGCAGGAACACAUCCGCUGUUCCCAUGGCUUCCCUAGUCCUGUUGCCAAGGACAGUAAUGCCUUCUUUUGCCCCCAAUGCUUUAUGGGGUUCUUGACAGAGACUACCUUGGAAGAGCAUGUUCGUCAGACUCAUUGUGAUGGAGGAAGCCUGCGCUUUGACUCCCCAUUGGCUGUAACUCCCAAGGAACCUAUAGUAGAAGUGUACUCCUGCUCAUACUGCACCAACUCCCCCAUAUUUAACAGUGUUUUGAAGCUCAACAAGCACAUCAAGGAGAAUCACAAGAACAUUCCUCUGGCUCUAAACUACAUCAACAAUGGAAAAAAAUCCUUGCGCACUCUCAGCCCCUCUUCCCCAAUAUCUGUGGAACAAACUGCCAUGCUGAAACAAGGUAGCUCAGCCUCACGUACUGCAAGUGAGUUCAUAUGUAACCAGUGUGGAGCGAAGUAUACAAGUUUAGACCUUUUCCAGACUCAUCUCAAAACUCAUCUGGAUGGUCUACAACCUCAGCUCACAUGUCCACAGUGCAACAAGGAGUUUCUCAACCAAGAGUCUCUGCUGAAACAUGUGACAAUACACUUUACUAUUACCUCUACGUAUUACAUCUGUGAGAGUUGUGACAAGCAGUUCACCUCAGUGGAUGAUCUGCAGAAGCAUCUUCUUGACAUGCAUACUUUUGUUUUUUUUCGUUGCACUCUGUGUCAAGAGGUGUUUGACUCUAAGGUAUCUACACAACUCCACCUAGCUGUAAAGCACAGCAAUGAAAAGAAGGUAUACCGCUGCACAUCCUGCAACUGGGACUUCAGACAUGAGACUGACCUACAACUGCACGUUAAACACAGUCAUCUGGAGAAUCAAGGCCGUGCUCACCGCUGUAUUUUUUGUGGGGAAUCCUUUGGCACAGAGGUAGAGUUGCAAUGUCACAUUACUACCCACAGCAAGAAGUACAACUGCCGGUUCUGCAGUAAGGCCUUCCAUGCCAUUGUCCUCUUGGAGAAACAUUUAAGGGAGAAACACUGUGUGUUUGAGGGAAAGUCUCAAAACUGUGGCACUAAUGGGUCCACAGUAAGUGGUGGGGAAGGCCAGCCCAAAGAUGAUGCUGAACUACAAGGUCUCUUAACUAACAGCCAUGGUCCAGGAGCAGGAGGAGGAUCUGUGGUGGAAUCCCAGAACAGCCAUGAUGGAAGUGAGGAAGAGGUGGACACUGCAGAACCAAUGUAUGGGUGUGAAAUAUGUGGGGCAUCUUACACCAUGGAGUCACUCCUCACUAACCACCAGUUAAGAGAUCACAAUAUCCGCCCUGGUGAGAGUGCAAUGAUAAAACGGAAGGCUGAAAUGAUCAAGGGCAAUCAUAAGUGCAAUGUCUGUUCCCGUACCUUUUUCUCUGAGGCUGGGCUGAGGGAACAUAUGCAGACCCACCUUGGGCCUGUCAAACACUACAUGUGUCCCAUCUGUGGGGAAAGAUUCCCUUCUUUGCUUACUUUGACAGAGCACAAGGUCACCCAUAGCAAGAGUCUGGACACAGGCAGCUGCCGUAUUUGUAAGAUGCCACUGCAGAGUGAGGAGGACUUCCUGGAACAUUGCCAGAUGCAUCCUGACCUGAGAAACUCUCUGACAGGUUUCCGAUGUGUGGUUUGCAUGCAAACAGUGACCUCCACACUGGAGCUCAAGAUCCAUGGUACCUUCCACAUGCAGAAGACAGGCACAAUGUCAUCUAGUCAACCCCUGGUCCGCAACAAUAUCAUGUCUCAAAACCAGCAGCCACACCUUGCCCAAAAAAUUUUCAAGUGUGCCUCUUGCUUAAAAGAUUUCCGGUCCAAACAAGACCUAGUGAAGCUAGACAUCAAUGGACUGCCUUAUGGACUCUGUGCAUCUUGCAUGACUGCUGCAGGCUCCAAGAGCUCCAGCCCAACAGUGAAUGGAGGAAGGCAGCAACAGGGUGGAGCCACCACUCCAGCAUCAACAGCUGCUGCAUGGGUACAAGGGGAGAGUCUCAGUCCUGGAGAUGGAAAAGUCAAAGGUGUCUCUUCAUCAUCUUCUUCUUCUUCCACAUCUUCAUUAUCUGUUAUCAAGACACGCUGUUCCAGCUGCAAUGUGAAGUUUGAGUCUGAGGCAGAGUUGCAAACCCAUGUCCAGACGGUGCACCGAGAACAAGGUGGGGAUAGCAAUAGCGGACAGCUCAAGACCCCCCAGGUUUCCCCCAUGCCAAGAGCCAGUCCUUCACAAACUGAAGAGAAAAAAACAUACCAGUGCAUCAAAUGUCAGAUGGUGUUCUACAGUGAAUGGGACAUCCAAGUUCAUGUGGCUAACCACAUGCUAGAGGAAGGACUGAACCAUGAAUGCAAGCUCUGUAGUCAGUCGUUCGACUCACCAGCGAAGCUUCAAUGCCACCUGAUUGAGCACAGCUUUGAGGGCAUGGGGGGAACCUUCAAGUGUCCGGUCUGCUUUACAGUGUUUGUCCAGGCCAACAAGCUCCAGCAGCACAUUUUCUCCGCCCACGGACAGGAGGAUAAGAUCUACGACUGCUCGCAGUGCCCGCAGAAGUUCUUCUUCCAGACAGAGUUACAGAACCACACGUUGACUCAGCACAGCAGCUAACGUGGCAGAGCUCAGCGCCGUGGCCGAAAACAAGGAUGGCGACGCACGGAAUAAUGCCUGACCGCCAAUUACUGUCAGCGCGUUUUUUUUUCUCCCACUGACUGUCGUGUACUGAAGUUUUGAUUCAGUGGCACCACAAGAAACCCAUCUACAAAAAGAAAUUUUAAAAAAGAAAGAACGAAGGAAGGAAGGGAAGAACAAACCUAAAAGAAAUCUCUUUGUUCUUUACCAACCAUUAUGUCAAGUUAAAGAACAUUUGUUUGUACAUAGACUUCAUCGUGUGUUGCUUAACCACAGGUAUAUUGCAAUCUUAUACAGUAUUUGCCAAUGUACAGUUCAAAAUGUUUGUCCAAACAAAAAAAGAAGAGUAAAAGAAGAAAAUAUCAAUGAAAUUGUCAAACAAAACGGGUCCUAACCCGGUGUGUAAAGGAAAAAUGGGGUGCCACUGACAGCAGAGGAAUCUGUGGGAACUGGCAAGUGUUGUCAGAGGACUCUUUUUAUCAGUGGCACGCCUGCUGCGCAGUAAGUCACUCUGUAUCCAGACGUGGUCAAUCAUUAUGGUUAAGAGAAGCUUGAUUCACCAGCAUAGGCAGAAAGCUUGUCUGUGUGUGUAUCGUACAGUGAUCCGGCUGCCAGACCGGCUGUGAGCGACGGCGUAACAAAUCUGCACUGCCUGUGCUGGAGUUCAUGUUGAAAACUUUAAAAAUUAAAAUAAAUAUAAAACAACACAGAGGCGGGAGGGGGAAAAAUAAGCAGGACACAGGACAGGAUGCUGAUAUAUGCAAAUGCAGUGACACAGAUUUGGAUAAGGCUAGUUCAUGUGGUUGGCUCGUGAACAGAGGCGUGACGCUCCCAUGUGGCUCUCAGAGCAUGGGGAACUCUCCAGCCCUCCGGUUCAACCUAUACAUUUCUUUUAUUAAUGUUUACUGCUUGUUGAAGCCAGAAGAUUACUGGAAUUUUCUCUUUAUUUUAGUUCUAUCUGUAAGGUUUUGUUUCCUUCAGAAUGAGGCAGUAAAUAUAUUUGAAUUUGGGGCAUGAAGACUGAAUAUUCAGUCUGUCCCGGGGAUGCAUUUAGUUACAAAACUCCGUCCCCGGCUCUCCUGGAGAGUGCCCAUCACAUUACGCCUCUUUUCUUUUCCUAUUUUUUUCUCUUAUGACCCACUGUUCAAGCUGGAAGCCACUGUGGCAUCAUACGAAAUCUUUAAACCGUUCUGUUAUGUAUAAACGUUUUGCAUUCAUUGAACCUGAGAUGCACUUUUGUAUGAAACUUUAAUGUUUUGACAUUUUGACCGAAAAUUGUUCGUACACAGUUUACAGGAAAAAUCACCAUCUCCUG
Nematolebias whitei (Rio pearlfish) is the source of this 5602-nucleotide messenger RNA. It is a transcript of the gene znf521, whose product is annotated as zinc finger protein 521. The record is from RefSeq and is a predicted model, not a curated record. Bases 754 to 4266 code for a protein of 1170 amino acids. Gene Ontology annotation, molecular function: DNA-binding transcription factor activity, RNA polymerase II-specific; RNA polymerase II transcription regulatory region sequence-specific DNA binding. Gene Ontology annotation, cellular component: nucleus. NCBI's taxonomy places the organism in Eukaryota, Metazoa, Chordata, Actinopteri, Cyprinodontiformes, Rivulidae. The transcript has 8 exons. Gene Ontology annotation, biological process: regulation of transcription by RNA polymerase II.